This is a messenger RNA of Saccostrea cuccullata (small rock oyster), 1088 nucleotides long. RefSeq lists its product as uncharacterized. Bases 79 to 876 code for a protein of 265 amino acids. The transcript is spliced from 2 exons. The record is from RefSeq and is a predicted model, not a curated record. NCBI's taxonomy places the organism in Eukaryota, Metazoa, Mollusca, Bivalvia, Ostreida, Ostreidae.
UAUGCGUCACUGUGGAAAAAGCAAGCGACUGCACAAGAACUUAAUUAGAUUUGCACCAGGAAAGCAUCCGUACCCCAAAUGUUAAAACCAGGUAAACUCAACAUGCUCCAUACCUCGCUAGAGGUUCUAGCGAAACAAAAUAAACUCAGGCCUCGGACCCAGCAGUCCCAGAGACACGAAGGAAUUCCUAUACUUCGGAAACGAGAACCCUUAAAAGCAGUCAGGACUCCCUUCACGAGUGAGGCAUUUAACCCGUGGCCAGAAGAGGAGGAAAAUCGACCAGAAACACCUUUUGUGAAAACUAGGCUUCAGAGGCAAUUGCUGGGUAGCGGUGGCAGCCGGAGCAAUGUCCCAAGUGAGACGGCGGAUUUGUUCGGGAAUAAUGGCAUGUACAGGAGACAGAUUGGGCUGGAGUCGCCCACCCUGAUAUUGAGGUCCUCGGGGCGAACAAGCAGCCGAGGAAAGAAUAGAUGUGGUACUCCUGUUCCAUUUGGUCAACCGUUAACAAAACUGUGCUGGAAUAAUGCAAUUGAAGACGAAUUUAGUGAUCUCAGCGAUCUGGACGACGCACCACCAGUUCGACAAACCAACACACCCAGACGGUCGACCCCGAGCCGAAAAAGACCGGAUGUGAAUGAUAUUACUCUAUCUGACCUAGAAAUGGACAGUGCUUUCCCGCCAAAAACACCAGAGGUGGUCAAUCUUACUCAAAAGGUCCUACAUCAUUAUUUUCAUAAGAAAAUGAGCAGCACACAACGGAUUUUCAAGUGGUUAGCUGACUGCGAGGAAAAAUCAUCGGGCUCGACAUUACCAGCGCAUUUACCGGAUAUCACAGUUACAUGCAGGCCACACUUACAAUCACCUUUAUUAAACUGAUAUAGAGUGUACCUGUUCUUCUGAAAGAGCAACCAUCGGAAUUAUGCAUCUGAAUUCAAGUUUGAUGAUUAUUGAUUCCAAACCAAAAUGUCAUUAACGUCAUAUUUUCCAGCAUUGUAGAAAGCUUGUCAUCCUUUUGCGUAAGAGUAUGAUUCAGCAAGAAGAGAGAAUGACUGAGGCAUACCUUCUGAGGUUUAAUUCUUGGUCCAUGU